UCGGUAGACACGCCGGUGGCGCCGCGGCGCGGCCCCUGCCAGCGUCGCGCUCUUACCUCGUGCUGUAGCUGUCAAAUCCAAGUGACGUAACCGCUAGGGCGGCGCGCACACGGCCGCCGUCAGCUGCCCGUUCAGUACGUCCGUGAUUGCUCCCGCCGUGUUGCACUCGACGCCUUGCGUCUGCGGUCCAGUGCACUGUGUUAUCUACGCCGUUGAUUUCGCGAGGCAGGUGAGGUUGGGGCCGGCGUGGCCCCGGCCGUUUGAGUGUACCCGGCUCGCUAUUGAUCGCAUCUCGUCUGCCUAUUUCAAUGUUUAUAAACAGCCGGCCGCAUCCAUUCGCUCCCUCUUGUUUUUGAUACGUCCGCCUGACAGCGCGCGAUCCGGACGGCUGAUCCUGAAUGCACCGGCCGCACCGGCGGCAGCGACGCACCGCUCGGAUUCAGUGCACCCGCCAAAAAUCAAUAAAAGGAAAUAACUCAGCUCGGUUCGUGGUACAACAUCAGGAAGAGAACACAAAUUAGAUCUCUACGUAGUGUCAAGCAAGACAUAAACAACAUUGUGAGUGAAAUAAGAAUAAGCCUUGGGAAUUAAUUUUGUAAAUAUGGACGGUGUUUUAAUACGGUUACAUAAUUGACACUGACGCGUGAACUGUGAGCUGAGGAAAAUUUCAUGUGGUCAAGGGAUAGAGCGUAGGCAGCGAUGCUGUCGUACAUGGUGCCGGUAGAGGAGAAGCCGCCGCCGGUGCCGGGCAAGGGCCGGCUGGCGCUGGAGCUGGUAGGCAGCCCUGGCAGCCCCGAGUCGGCCGCACGCCGUGCCCGCUCCGCCAUUACUAACAUCUCAAAGGAGUCCUCGACCAGCUCUUUUGCCAGCGAUCUCACCAUAUCCUCGUCGACGCCUACUGGCGCGCACGAUAAACCAAAGCAUAAACUACUCGGAAAUGGAACGAAACACACCACGCUCAAGAGGGUGUCGUUUGGCAGUUCGAAGGGGUCGAUGGUAGAGACCCUAAUCUACGAGAGUCCCCUCCAAGAGGAGCCGGAGAGCAGUCCGCCGCCCAAAGUGCAGGAGACAUCGUUCCCCUACACACCCGUUGAAGACGAUUCGGAGCGUUCUAAAGUUCGCGUGUCGUUCUACCAAGGGGCGCGGCCGCAGUGCUUGUCCCCACCUCCGCCGGUGCCGCAGACAGAUUCCCACGUUCUUUACGCGGCCCUGCUCUCGGCUGCCGCUAACGCCGACAUGGUGGACCACACAAUGUACAACAGACAGAUCAGCACGGAGAGCGGGUGGGACAACCCGUUCCGUCCAGACGGCGACCUGAGCCGCGAGGCCGACGAGAUAGUGUCCCUGAUCAAGGGCGGCAAACCGAUUACUCCGACGCCGCCGCCCGUUGCCGUGCCGCAACUGGCCGCCUGCGACGAAAAGGAGGAGAAAGUGCAAGCGAAUAAUGUUAACGCUAGCCCUCCGUCGUCACCGCAGACCAAACUGGCAAGUCCCGAGCAGCAGAGCACUCCGAAGGUGAUGAACGGUACUAAGAACGGCGCGGCCGUGCCGGAGGUGCGCGCCGGCCAGGUGGAGGUGCAGCGCCAGCCGCCGCAGGAGCCGCAGCAGCCCGAGCACGUCACCAUCCGCAAGAAGCCCAAGUGCAAGUGCUGCGCCAUCCAGUAACGCCCCGGCGCGCCACCGACUCGCUUCACACCGGUAACACGCUAUGCUUUAUUACGGCGUACUGCCAACCUUGUGUUUACUCGGUGCUAAGUAUUUCAGUUUAAACAUACCUUAUGUUCGACAUUGAAAUAUUUCUACUAUAGGUACUAUUUACAAAAAUAUAGGUUCCAUGUACCUACUAUUUACAAAAUUCAUUGCGAGUAUGGCAGCUAUUUUUGUGUAAUCUAUACAUUACUGAAGUUAGUUUCAGUGCUUGAAUACCUUUGUAGGUAGCAGUUUUAUUGUAUCUGUUAUCUUAAUGUUUUUGAUAUAAUUUUACGUAGUUAGUUUUUAUCAAACUUUUUAGGGUACAAACAUGAAAGUAUUUAUUUCGUUUAUUAGCUAGUCGGAUGAAAAUUUUAGAUUGUGACGUUGAUUAGUUUCCAGGCUAUUUAAAUUAUUGUUUCUUCAAAGACAAUUUUAUUGUGUCUGCAUCCUAUGCACGAUACACAAAAUAAUAGGUAUUUCAUUUUUAAUAUCGUUUUAGAGAAUCUCACAGAAUUUUAACGGAGCUUAAUAGUGGUCACAAAAAGCUCUAUUUAUAUCAAACUUAAAUCUGCUAUAAAUUACUAUUUCCACUUUUGCUCAUUUGAAUCAAUUGACAUAUAGAGGAAUGUAAUCAUAACUUUGAAAGUAAUCAUUUAUUUAAAACUGUUACUUUAAGAGUUGACUAUGUGUUGAAUAAUAUUAAAAUACAUAAUUUAAAUGUAUAUUUUUAUAUCUUUAUUUAUAAAAAGUAUUAUAAUCCAUACAAAGUGGGUAACCAAGUAUCGGCGAUAUCAUUAAAGAUUAUAGAUAUUUCGACGGAUGUAUUCUGCCAUGUUUCUGUGCUAUCCACGAAUACUAUUGGUAAUUAAAACAGAAUGUCUAUACAUUCGUAUUGUUUUAGCUGUUUCUUUCAUAUUUCUAAACCGUGUUUUAAAGUUAUUUACAUAUUUGUCAAUAGAAUUCGUGUAAAGCUGUACGUAGAUGCCUAUGUGUAGGUAAAUGUUAUUACUUACUGUUAUAUUAUUAAAGUAGCCUCCUUCAUAACUCCACGCGUCCAUCCAGUAGUAUCGACACCUUUUUUGAAUUUGAUGAUAUUGUGGUUACUGAGCAGUUGUUGAGAUAAUUUAAACAAGCCUACUUAAAUUACAUAUUUGUUCGACAGAAACAACAAGACUGUUUAUUUGCUAAUUAUUAUACUUGGCAGCAUAUUGGAUAACUGGUUAGUGAGAGGGAAAACUAGCCAAUAAUAUUGUACGAAAUUAUAGGCUAACGAAUAGCUUAUUGCAAAUAUUACAUACACUAACAGGCACGAUUGAUCCUCCUCCUUGUUAUUCAUUGAUUUUGGAAAAGUUGCCAAACAAGGAUUAUAUUUUGACGAAAGCCACCCUUAAGACAACUUGUUUAUGAAUGGAAUCACAAACAAAAACGAUCUUGUAAAAAAAGGUCGAUAAAAAGUUAUAAUUUUAGAUAACAAAACGAACAGUCUAGAUUUUUUUCAUUAAAACUUUUGUAAGAGGUGUUGUUGCUUCAGGCUCUGAGGUCUUCUUGGAGUGGGCUUGGCAAUCUAUCCACGAUAUCCUGGAUCUCACUGGGGUAUAUUGUCCCACCAUUAUUAAGGAGGACGGUUUAUUGUGCCUAUGAGUGUAGUGUUUGCAGAAGGAAUAGAGUCAUUUUAGAAUACAUGACGAAUUUGAUUAUAUAAGGUAGUUUCUGCUGAGAAAUAGAUUUUUAAAAUAAUUUAUAACAUUGAUGGGCUAUUUUCCAUAAAAUAAAAAUAAUAACGAACUGCAAACGACUUGUAAUAUAAAUUACGAAUAAAUAAAACGGCUGGACAACUGUUGCAAAAUGGUUAUAGUUAGUAAUGUGUAUAAAAUCGAUAGGUUCCAAAAGGAUAGAGUUUUUAAGGUAGCUAGAAGUAAUUAGGAAGGAAAUAGCGUUAUACACUUCGUUAUUAAACAGAUAAAUUUAUUUUUGAUUUUGUUUAGGUUUUCGUAUUUAGUAGAUGAAGCUUAGGGUGCGAUUGUAGAACAUCAAUGCGUGAUUUUUGUAGAGACGGACGAUAGGCGCUGCCGGUGAAUUCGUGGGACGGCAGCUGUUCAGUGUGGCCCCGCCACAACUGGUAUCAGCCACCGUAGAUCUCACUCAAUGCAAAGCACAUCAACUAACUCCGACUAGAAAACUGAAUGCAUCCUUAUGCGGAUCAAUGAUGGAUUACAAUGAAAAAACAAUAAUGUCGAUAUACCAUCUAAAUGUCCACCUAAGCAUAGCUUGGCAAACAUCACCCUUAACUUAUUAUCGCAAAUAGCUUUGUCAUUGCAAGUACAUGAUGUAUUGGUGUUAAUUGUUAACCUAUAGUUAAAUGUUUCCAUAGUAAAUAAUCAGACUGUAUGUAAAUCUAUAUGCACUAGAAUGUUAGGUGUCUUACUUAUAUCCUCUAUCGCCAAGCUGCAGGUGGUUCAUCCUAUUCUAGACUUUACUGACGAGAUUUCCAUAACAGUAGUUAUUUAAAAUGAGGAGGCUUUCCUAAUCAGCCCCAAAUUUUAAAUCUCAUAUAUUUCUGUAAGUGCUUGUUAACAUCUUGUUAUUUUUUAUUUUUAUUACGUCAUACUUUUAAGUGCGUUUAUUCGGGCACAAAAUUAUGUUCAUAAUAAUUCCUGUAUUUUUACAAGUAGGGGAGUGAUAACAUUGUAGAAAUAGUGGUAUGCUGGUUUUGAUUGUAAAAGUUUGUCAAUUAAAAUCUUUCCGACGCUAAUACCUGAUCUAUAUAGCUGAGAUUUAGAUUGUUAAUUACGUGACGCGCAUCAUUUCAUAUUUUUUCAUUGGAAAUAAUAAGGUCCAAUAGAAAAUCAUACAUCAGAUUCAAGCAGAAUAGCGCGUCUGAUUGUUGAAUCGAAGUAGUACUGAAGUCGGAAAGCAGUAUUAAGUAUUAUGUUCUGUAUCUAUAAAUGUUAUGACUCUCAUAAAAACUUCGUGUAAUUAUAUGUAUGUAUUAGUAAUUAAAUAAAAAAUCGUACCUUUUUCAUCACUCUUUACGAUUCCAAUUGAUGAAAAUAUGUUCCUUAAUAAAGUUUUUUAUUUGUAAGUAAAAUACUGGCAUUAAGGUUUCAUAUCUUACUGUUCCGAACGGCGACCAACAAAAUUCAUAUAAAAUAUAUUGAAUAUCUCCUUAUGCGAUAUAAAAAUUAUACGAUUCUAUAUUAUAUUUUAAAUGUGGUGUAUGUUCUUAUUAUCCAAUGUUUUACUAUGUAACCUAGCCGUUAUCUAUAGUACAGACCUAAAAUGACAUUAUAUUUGUAUAAAAUCUUUACUUUCUAUUUAUUAUUGUCAAUGGAUAUUGUACAAAUUGAUUACAUUGUAAUUAUUUAUAUUAAAUCUUUAAAGGCGGA
This is a messenger RNA of Helicoverpa zea (corn earworm), 5078 nucleotides long. RefSeq lists its product as uncharacterized. The record is from RefSeq and is a predicted model, not a curated record. NCBI's taxonomy places the organism in Eukaryota, Metazoa, Arthropoda, Insecta, Lepidoptera, Noctuidae. The transcript has 7 exons. Bases 700 to 1665 code for a protein of 321 amino acids.